Molecule: messenger RNA, 2543 nt
Organism: Panicum hallii
Lineage: Eukaryota; Viridiplantae; Streptophyta; Magnoliopsida; Poales; Poaceae
Product: type I inositol polyphosphate 5-phosphatase 10
Exons: 12
Coding region: 619-2277 (552 amino acids)
Biological process (GO): phosphatidylinositol dephosphorylation
Molecular function (GO): phosphatidylinositol-3,4,5-trisphosphate 5-phosphatase activity; phosphatidylinositol-4,5-bisphosphate 5-phosphatase activity; inositol-polyphosphate 5-phosphatase activity
Source: RefSeq, a predicted model, not a curated record
CCGAAUCCAGCGAGAAUUCCCGUUGCCGCUGACAGCGUCGUGCGUGCUCUCCUACUCCUCCCCCACUUUCUCCCCACCACGGCCUCCCCCCUACAGAGCUCUACUCCUCUUGUCCCCUUCCUCCCCCUCCCCGGCCCGGGAACCCAUUCCAUUCGCCCUCGCCAACCCCUCUCCCCGCACGCACGUGCGCCCCUCUAACUCGCCCGCCGCCCCGGUCAACCCCGCCAGCCGGCAGCCGCGACGCGACGCAUGCGGAUGCGGAUCGAAUGCCGCCUGCCAUUGUGGCGGGAGGCGCUCCUUCCUUAAACUAUUCCCCUCCGUGCGACAGUUGUCCCCUUCCGCGGUUUAAAGAUUCCACGGACCCCCAAUGGCCGUGCGUUACCCGGCCUCCCCCGACCCCUUGCCGGAUUCGAGGGGCCGCGGCCCGGCGUCGGCUUGCGGAGCUGGUUUUCCUGGCCGGUAGGACUGCUGGUGGUGCGAUUGGUGAGCGCUGUUGGUGGUGGCGGCUUCCUGCCGGCGGGUUUUGGGAUUCCGGGAGACGAAGAAGGUUUGGACUCGUUCUUGCAGGAUAAGACUUUAAAUAUUACUAAGGAAACCUUCUACCGGGUUCAGCGUAUAAUGGCAUCCACCGGUGGGGAAAAAAUGAAGGGUUGUGGCCCAAAACUUUUCAAGGCAAAGGGGAAGAAAACUGCUAAGAGCACAGACAAUCCGAGCUGCCAUGCUGCAACAGCUGAGCCUGGACCAAGUUCUUCUAAGGCAGCAUUAUCUUCCCCCUUGAGAACACUUUCAGAAGUUAGGAGCAUGCAUCUUAGCCAUUUCCUUGCCCAAUCUUCUAAUAACACUACAACUGAACCCAUCAGAAUAUUUGUUUCCACCUGGAAUGUUGGAGGAAAAACCCCUACUGCUGCAUUGAACCUUGACGAUUUUCUUCCACCUGAUGACAAGUCAGAUAUUUAUGUUCUGGGUUUUCAGGAAAUUGUGCCUCUCAAUGCUGGUAACGUGCUUGUCAUAGAAGACAAUGAACCAGCUGCUAGAUGGCUUGUUCUUAUAAACCAAGCACUAAACCGACCAGCUGACAUUGAUGCCAACGUCUUUCAGCAUGAGCCAUCUCCCUCUGUUGAUUCUUCUUCCUCUCGAGCUUCAUCAAGCCUUGAUACUUCAUUAUCUGACCUAUCAAAAACAGCAAGUGGUACCACAAUCUUCCAAAAGUCCUUGCUAAAAGCCAUUAGCAAAUCUUUCAUGCCAGUCCGCAGAAAACAACUUAAGGCCUGCAAUUGCUCAGUUGAAAUGACCAAAACAUCCUACAGGGAUGCUUGCUUUCGGUGUCCAAAAGCCUAUGCAGAUGAGACAGAUUCCUCUGAAGAGGAUGAAGAAGAGGAAGUGAAAGACAAAGAAAAAUCAAGGGACUCUUAUGGCUCUGCUCCUGCUGCAAGGGAUCAACUAAAAUAUAAUCUCAUAGCAUGCAAACAAAUGGUUGGCAUUUUUGUUACUGUGUGGGUGAAAAAAGAACUAGUACAGCAUAUUGGCCAUCUAAGAAAAUCUUGCAUAGGGCGCGGAAUUCUGGGCUGUCUUGGAAACAAGGGAUGUAUAUCAGUAAGCAUGACACUGCACCAGACGAGCUUUUGUUUCGUCUGCAGCCAUUUGGCUUCAGGCCAGAAAGAAGGUGAUGAAUUCAGGAGAAACUCGGAUGUUCUGGAGAUACUGAGGCUCACAAUGUUUUCUAGGAUUUGUCGGAGAUCUGGAAGAAAAAUCCCAGAGAAAAUUCUUGAACAUGACAAGGUGAUAUGGCUCGGGGAUCUGAACUACCGCAUUGCACUGAGCUAUGCAGACACCAAGAAACUUUUAAUGGAAAAUAAUUGGGAUGCCCUUUUUGAAAAGGAUCAGCUUAAAAUCGAACGAGAUGCUGGGCGAGUUUUUAAGGGUUGGAAUGAGGGGAAGAUAUAUUUUGCUCCAACGUACAAGUACUCAUUUAACUCAGAUGCUUAUGCUGGUGAGACUGCGACAUCAAAGAAAAAGAGGAGAACACCAGCAUGGUGUGAUAGAAUAUUGUGGCGUGGGGAUGGUAUCAUGCAAUUAUCCUACUAUCGUGGGGAGUCUAGAUUUUCUGACCAUCGUCCAGUUUGUGGAACCUUCGUUGUUGAGGUCGACGUACUUAACAAAAGGACAAAGAGGCGCUCAUCAAAUGCUGACAUGAGAAUUGGUGCUGAAGAGCUCUUACCAAUGGGCAAGGGUAAAGGCACUGCACGAAAUGUGAGCUCGAAAUGUGAGCUUUCCUAGAGUAUGAUGAGAAUAUAUAUAACUUACCCUGGUACCAGAAAAAGGCGAAGCACUCAAGAAGGACGCCUGUUUGUAUGAGGGGUAAACCCAACCAAUGGCCCCCUCACCCGAACAGGCUUUGUGUGCUUGGCGACUUAGCAAAAAUGUUUUCAGUUAAGAACUACAUUGCUUAACCAGUAUAGCAAAGUUAGGUUGUAUUUCCCAUGAAAAUGGUUAGUCAUAUAUAUUCGAUAUCAUGUUUACCACCCGAUGUUCAUUGUGAGGUA